CAACAACAACCCCCCCCUCAACGAAUGCAAAAAAAAGGUGAAAGCUGAGUAUCCCGAAGUGGAUAUAACCAAGAUCACCUUCGGCGAACAAGAGGAAGGGGUGGAGAAGAACAAUGAAAGUAUGUCAGCGGACUUCCGCCCCUCAAAUUAAACUGAGGUGGGAUCACAAUGAAGAAGGACACACCAUUUUUCCUCCGAACUUUGACUUCGAGUUCGUAGUAGUGGAGGAAGAGGAAGCAGAGGUAGAAAGUGCUGAAGUUGAGGAGAGCCAACCACCUCUGCAAGUGGAGGUCCAUCCAGUUCCCUCUAAUGAUGAACAACCACCUCUUCCAGCAGAUCAGGAGCCACCUCAGCCACCUCCUCCAGCGAAAUAGUUAGGGAUUUUAAUUUUUUGAUUUAUGUAGUUUUAAUGUGAACAAUGAUUAAUUUAAACAUUUUUGUACAUUUGUUGAUUAAUCUAAAGAAAAUUUUUGAAAUUGG
This is a messenger RNA of Rubroshorea leprosula, 480 nucleotides long. Lineage: Eukaryota; Viridiplantae; Streptophyta; Magnoliopsida; Malvales; Dipterocarpaceae. The record is from the annotation of a GenBank genome assembly.